Messenger RNA from Drosophila grimshawi, 764 nucleotides. RefSeq lists its product as uncharacterized. Bases 62 to 673 code for a protein of 203 amino acids. The transcript has a single exon. Lineage: Eukaryota; Metazoa; Arthropoda; Insecta; Diptera; Drosophilidae. The record is from RefSeq and is a predicted model, not a curated record.
AAAAUAUAUAUUGAAAUUUCAUAAAUUGUUUAACGAUCGAUUGGCAAAAACACCAAAUUGAAUGGCAGAUGUAGAAGAAGAGGAAGAGGAAGCAGUUGCCGUUGGCGACGCUGUCGAGGAAGAAGCAGAUGAAGUUCCUAAAGACGAAGAAGAAGAAGCAGCCCAGGAUCUAGAAGAGGCUGGCGAACAGGAUGCCUUAGACGAGACGGAAGAUGUUCCUUUCGAGCUGCUAGACGAUGAAAUGUCGGACAACGAAGAGGAGGAACUCAUGUAUCGAGAAUAUCUGGAUCUGAUCAAGCAGAUCGACUGCCAGAAUGCAGUUAUAAGCGAACUGAAGAAUCGAUCCCAUCAACUGAUGGAUCUGCCCUGUCAAACUCGCCAAGACAAAGCCGAAUAUAAACAGCUUCGCACUUGUCUCGAUCAGGAGAACAUCAAACUCAACCAGAUGAUGCAUCGAGCUGUUCAACUGCAAAACAAUGGCUCUAAAAGGCUAUAUGGUAAUGUGGAGCUGGCGACCACAGUCUUUGAGGAUACAUUGUUUUACAAUUCAUCAGCAAGCAGACCGGAAAAAGGAAAGUGUCCUGCCUCAACGAGGCGACCAAUGAGUGCGCAGGAAAUCUGCGAUGCUUUAGAUAAUUCGGAUACUGAUUCCGAUGAUGAAUGCUGCUUCUGAUCGAUGUGUUUUACUUUGAACACAUUGUAAAAUGUCGUUUGAAUUUUCGUAAUUUUGUAAAGGAAAUGCACAAGUUUUUCGCACAUUUCAA